GUACGUAUGCAGGAGUGGGCGGAUUACGUACGCAGGCACGCACAGACAACGGACUCACACCACAUGGUGCAGACAACGAUGGCGGCGCCGUUCCCUUACAGUCAGAACGGCGAGGCGGGGGCGGGUAAAGAAGGCCCCGGCAAAGACGGGCCGCCCUUCUCCCCACCAGGAGCCCCGGGGGCACCCACCCCCGGGGCUCCUGGUGCUCCCCCGGCACCCCAGGCCACACCCACCGCCACCGUUCCAGGCGUUCCCGUCACAGUCUCCUCCAGCGGAGCGACAGUGGCGGGAGGUCUCCAAGUUCAGGUUCCGGUGGGUCCGCCUGUCGUGGCCAACGGGGUGGAGCAGCAAGCCGUGAACGCGAAUGAGGCAGAGAACGGGGACGCCGCAGCCAACGGUCAGCCCGGCACGCCAGCGCCCGCCAAGGAACAGCCCAAACGCCUCCACGUCUCCAAUAUUCCCUUCAGAUUUCGUGACCCAGACCUCAGAAACAUGUUUGGGAAAUUCGGCACAAUCCUCGAUGUGGAAAUAAUCUUCAAUGAGAGAGGUUCAAAGGGCUUUGGCUUCGUGACCUUUGCAUCGGCCGCCGAUGCUGACCGUGCCCGGGAGUCCCUCAAUGGCACAGUUGUUGAAGGUCGCAAAAUUGAGGUGAACAAUGCCACAGCCCGGGUACAAACCAAGAAGCCGGCAGCAGCAGUCCCAAAUGUUAUACUCGCUAGAAAUGGAAUGGUGCCAACUGCCGUGGCGGCGGCCCUCCGAGGUGUUGCGAUCCAGCGUGGCAGGGCUCGGACGUAUCCGGCCACUGCCCUUGCACGUCAUCCCACCCCACUAACAGCUGCCGCCACAGCUCUGCAUGGCUACACACCCGGAGUAUAUUAUGACCCCUUCCUAGCAGCCCAGGCAGCCACUGCAACUCCUCUACAGGUGAACCCACAAGCAGCUGCCGCCGCAGCAGCAGCGGUGGGCCAGUCUGCUGCUGCCGUCGGUGCGGUCGCCCCCGCGGCCGUCGGGGCCUCGGCCGCUCAGCUCCUUAAAACACCAACACUUUCUGUCUCAACGGCCCAACAGGCAGGCUAUGCAGCAGCAGCAAAUGCCUACACUGCCGCCGCUGCGCGGGCUUACGGAGUGGCUGCAGCAGCCGCCCAGCCUGCCGCCGCUGUUGCCGCCUACCCCACCAUCGCCGCCGGAUCGAUCUAUUACAGUGACAGGCCCUACCCCGACCCAUACAUCGCCGCUGCAUCGGGUAUUGGACCGGUGGCUGGCUACGGGGCGGUCUACAGAGGCAGCUACAAUCGCUUUGCACCGUACUGAGGACCUCAAGUGUGCAUCAUAAAGUAACAUGACAAUGCUGUUAUUAAUUGCUCAUUAAAGACUAUGUUGAUCUGUGUGAUUGUAUAAUUAUACAAAAGACUGCUCCCAGCCCUCGGCCAUCUCUUGUAGUAUACUCCCACGGACUGCUGUCAAAUCCUUGGCUGGCAGUCUGCUCAUCUUGGUGACCCUGAAGAUUGUCUAAACAGCCCACUGCUACUUGCUUGUAGGGCUCUGUCGCACAGCAGCAACUUAGAGAGAAGCGGAGAGGCCUCUCGGCGACCCGCGUUCUGAAGGCAGUGCUGCCAGGCCCAGUGGCUGGUGGCACUGACGAAGGGCCAAUAAGUGCUUAGUGUGACAGACUGGAAAUUUUGAGUGCUUUAAAGGUGGCUGUAGCGAGGCAUCCAGUGUGUACAACAGGUGGCGGGGCUGGAAGGGUGUGUGUUGCCACCCACACUAACCUGACCAACACAUGACUCUGUGUUGUUGUUACCAUUUUCCCUCUACCAUUUUGUAUGAAGAGUUGUAGAGUGAAUUUCUGGACAAUUUGGGAGACCUCAGUUUCAACCCAUGUAGGUAAUUUCUGAGUCAGUGAAGUAUUUGUUAUGUUGAGAGUAGAUGUGGUCAACUACAUGAAAAUUUGUGAAAUGACAUAGUGCAUUUUUAAUGUAUUCAACGAAAUAUUUGACAAGUGUGACUCAUAUAACUUAUACUUGUACAGUGUCUGUUUACACUCCUAAGGUAAACUUGAUAACCAGCUAUGAAUCUCGACUUCUGAUAGACAUAUUGAUAUUAGCUAUAGAAUCUCAUCCUCCUUAUUACUUCCACUUGAAUUUUUAAUUUUUGAAAACUCAAAGUGCACAGCUUGCACUUCUAAUAUAAUGUUAUUUUAUACAUGAUGCAAUGUCAUAACAUCAUGAAUUUGAGGACAUUGUGUGAAACUGUUGUUGGUGUUAGAGAUUUUUGUAUGAUGCAGAACCCCACGUCUAAGGUCACAUGUAGUCACUAAGUCACAAAGGGUUUAUUUGUUUCAGUCAGUUUUUAUCAUGGUAGAAAACAUCAAUUGUAGCUGAGACAAUCAUGUUUCAUUUACACACUGUAGGAUGACUAAAACAUGUCUCGUUUUUUGUGUUACAAAAAAAAAAACUGUGUGGGUUCUCCAAUAUACCUCCUUUUUUUAGGUCAGUACAUUGUUUUGUAGGCUAAUUCAUAUUUUCCUUGUACAAUAUUUGUAAGUUUGCACCAAGCUGUUGAAAAUCAAAGUGUUUUUUAGUGGUGGACAGCACAAUCAAUUUCUUCAUAUGCCCAAAGUGAUAAGUCUUGUGGAUGUUUGCUCUGUGCAUUUUCCAGUAGCAAUGUGAUCAGUCGUGUAAACUGUGAGCCGUUUUCAUUAAUGCUCAUCCCAAAUAAUGACAAGUGUAUUCAUUAUUGAUAUUAUUGUGUCAUCAGUGUCCAAAGUCUCAGUGACAGCUAUAGUUCUUUUUUGUAUUUUUAUUAUUAUCAUCAUCAUUAUCUCACCCUUCUCCCUCCCUCCCUCCCUCCCUCUCACAUCUUGUAUCCAGUGGCUUUUUCUGCAUCAUGUGUAUGUGUUUCUGGCUAUAUGAGUGAAGGGUGCAGUGGCACACACAUGAACCCUCAGGUAACUAAUCACUGGCUCAGCCCGUCGUCACCCCAACCAACACCUGCACCUCACCCCUUGCACCUUCUCCCCAUCUCCACCAUACCUAUGUACCCACGUCAUACUCCUUCAUCACCUCCUCUUCCUUGUCCCCAUCCUCCUCCUCCUCCUCCUCCUCCUCAGCCUGGUAUGCCACAUAACACCACUUGCCAGUCACAUGCUUGUCCCUCCUCUUAACUACAAGGCCGUGCAGUUAUCCAUCCCAUUUUACCUUGCGUUUUGUCUUGGUUUCUUUCUGCUGUGAACAGUCGAUUAUUAUUUUUUUCUCAAAUUUAACUGCUUUCUUGAAUUGACUUGGAAACUGCCGGGUUGUGCGAUUCCGUUUUUGUUUUUCUCUUGCGUUUUGAUCUUGUUUUAUCUCGUGUUGGCAUGAUAUCAAAUAGUGACAAGGUGCAAUACAUACAGUUUGCUUUUUUUUAUAUAUAGUUUUUCACUUGCGGUCUGCAGUAGGAUUUUCAGGAUUGUGCCGUUAGAUCCCAGAUUGUGACUUGUCCAUAGCAAGAGAGAGAGAGAGAGAGAGAGAGAGAGAGAGACUGACUGACUGACUGAGUGAGUGAGUGCAAGCAUGUAAGAGAGAGAGAGUGAGUGAGUGAGAGAGAGAGAGAGAGAGAGAGAGAGCGCAUGUGAGAGAAAGCGAGAGAGAGAGCUGACUACAUGGGGAUUGCCAGAACCAAAGAUAUCAGUAUUUAUCCAAUCUGCAAAUCUCCAUUCUGUACUAUGCUUUUUCUUUUUAUAUACAGUUUUCGCUUUUUGUCUACUUUUUACCGUCACUUUAUUAGUUUAAACGUGCAUAAUGUUUUUUGUACUUUGUUCACCUGGGAGAGAUGGUGGCAGCAUGGAAUACAGGGAGAAAGGAAAACAAAAAGAACAAUUGAUACGCUGGAGAGAUUGCCAGCGAAUUAAAAUGUAAAGUAAAAAUGUUUUGAGACAAACCAAAGAUUUCCUCCAGCAGGGAUCUCCCACACCAUCACUGAUACAUUUUUUUUUAUGCUGCAUUUGGGUCUUAGUUUAACACAGGAGGAGAGAGUAGGGUGGCAGUGUCAGGCAGGCGUCAUCCCCUCAUUUUUGCCCACCAAGCUAAGGACGAUCCCAGUCUAAGCCCUGAGCCAGACGCACAUAAUGGAGAGUCUGCAAGCCGUGUACUCAUAGCCCUUAGUAGACAGCCUAGAGCAGCCGCGUUUUCGUCAGUGCAGCUACAAUUGCAGUCAACCGCUCACCGCGACGUGAAAUAUGGCAGCAGUUUUUCUUUUUUAUCGUAUGAAAGCAGCUACACUCCUCUCAGAGUUUAUACUAUAUAAAAGAAUAAAAAAAAAAUGAGAGAAAGGUAUUGAAGUAAGUGAGAUAUUUAACCUCAGCCCUCCCUCCCCUCCCCACAAAACUUGAGAAGUGCUUGAAUAGUUCAUUGCAAUUCACAGUUCAGGAAAGAAACCAGACAAUAGAGGUGUGAAGUCUUCCUUUUUAGCACAAUGGAUCAUUUUAUGUCGUGUUGUGGAUCAGCGCACAAGAGAGAUUAAUUAAAAAGUAAUCAUAAACUCCUUUGAGGCCCCAAUUGAGCACAAUGGUGAAUAAGUGUACUGUAACGUCCAGUAUGAACAUGUUUUUGUUUAUUAAUUUCUUAUAAUCAUUAUAUAAGAAACUUCACCAUUUUUUUGUAUGUUGUAUUAUUGUGUAAUGAUAUUUAGUAAUGACAGGAAGAGUACUAGUUUUAGAAACUUUUUGCUCCUUUUAAACCUGAUUGUGGUACUGUACAAAACUGCCCUGUGUUUACUCUGUAUAAUAAAUAAAAUAUAAAGACAUCA
Molecule: messenger RNA, 4785 nt
Organism: Eriocheir sinensis (Chinese mitten crab)
Lineage: Eukaryota; Metazoa; Arthropoda; Malacostraca; Decapoda; Varunidae
Product: RNA binding protein fox-1 homolog 1-like
Exons: 13
Coding region: 7-1311 (434 amino acids)
Biological process (GO): nervous system development; regulation of alternative mRNA splicing, via spliceosome
Cellular component (GO): cytoplasm; nucleus
Molecular function (GO): mRNA binding
Source: RefSeq, a predicted model, not a curated record